This is a messenger RNA of Leptidea sinapis, 1858 nucleotides long. Its product is annotated as ralA-binding protein 1-like. Lineage: Eukaryota; Metazoa; Arthropoda; Insecta; Lepidoptera; Pieridae. The transcript is spliced from 8 exons. Gene Ontology annotation, biological process: small GTPase-mediated signal transduction. Gene Ontology annotation, molecular function: GTPase activator activity; small GTPase binding. The record is from RefSeq and is a predicted model, not a curated record. Bases 80 to 1774 code for a protein of 564 amino acids.
UAUUAAGUAAUCCGACACGGCCUUGGCGGAUAAACAUUGGGCAUUGAUAGUUUGUUUAGUUGUAAUCUGAAAUCGAGGCAUGCAUCACCUGCGCAGUGUGUUCUGGAAGGAAAAAGAGGAGAAGGCGAAAUUCAAGUUGGAAUCUAAGGAAAAGUUAAAAGAUGACAAGAAGGAGAAAGUGAAGGAGGAGAAAAAAGAAAAAGUGAAGGAGAAGGAAAAGGAAAAAGAUAAGGUCAAAGAGAAAGACAAGGAGAAGAUAAAAGAAAAGGAUAAAGACAAGAAGGAGAAGAAGUUGACUAAAAUUCCUUCCACCGUCACAUCGGGUGUGCCGUUUGAAGAGAUAUUCACAUUGGGAGUUGCGCUGCCGAUAUUCGGAGUGCCUCUCCAGCAGUCGGUGGAACGCGCCCGGUGCCAUGACGACACAGGGCUGCCGCUUGUCGUACGAGACAGCAUUGAUUACUUGCAGGCGCAUGGAUUGAAAAGUAACCAGAUCUACCGCAGCGAGCCCGAUAAGAUAAAGCUGCAGCAGCUCAGGAAACUGUACACGGACCGUGGCGCUGCCUUUCCCUAUCACUGGGAUAUUCCCGUGGCCUGCGCUAUACUCAAGAACUUUAUCAGUGAGCUACCGGAGUCAAUAUUGACACAAGAGUUGCACGGCCAGUUCGAGCAGGCCGCAGCGAUCGCCGAGCCUCAACGCGAGAGCGCGGUUGUCGCUCUCAUUGGCCGGCUUCCGCAACACAACCACGCCCUUGUUGCUUGGCUGUGCUGCCAUCUGCGAGCCGUACUCGACAACGAGCAGUAUAACCACGUGAACAUACAAACGAUAAUGACGUCACUGGGCCCCGCACUGGGCAUGUCACAGAAUCUGCUGGCCUACCUAAUAGCCAACAAGGACAAACUAUUCCCAGAUGUGAAGUUGACUAGAUAUGUGCCACCCCUACAGUCUCUGCCAGCUGAUUGGAUUGAUCGCGCCAGUGAGUCGGAGCUGAGCACAGAGCUGGGGAAGCAGGAGUCAUUGUUGCGUCAGAUCCACGCGGAGAUGCACGCGGGCUUCAUCACCGCUGCGAGGGACCAUCAGCUGUGGGAGGCGCAACGCAUUGUCACACAGCUCAAGAGAAAACUACGCUCAGUGCAAAAAUCAGUAGAGCCUACAUCGCUGCCUUCACAGCAUCUGUCAGUCGACGAGCAUCAAACAAUACCGAGCAUAGAAGAAACGAACGCACAAACAAACGAACAGACAAUCGAACAAGAAGACAUAACACCCACCUCGCAGUCCUGUGAUGUGCCAGAUGUUAAAGAACCUUCAAAUGACCCCACAUUCCCAGUUGACUUCGAAUCACAGAAACCACAAGAAGCUGUCUUCCCAGUUGAAUUCGAAGACACCUUCGCUUUUGAAGCUAAAGAGACAGAACCGGAGUCACAAGAGAAACCAAAGCUGAGCGAAAAAGAACUGAAAGUACUAAGACUGCAGUUGGAAAAUGCUGAAUACUUACAACUCAAAUCGUUGCUGCAGGCAAAAAUCAACUCAGAACAGUUCGAAAUUGUCAAACUUAGAAGUCAUGUUGCCUUGAAGAAUAAGCAAGAUAAUUUGCAGAAUAAAGAAAAGGACAACUCCAGCCAAGAAGACCAGGAAUUGAAACAGAAGUUGAUGAAAGAGAACGCGAUGUUGGAGCAGAAGAGACUGAAUUUGAUCAAUCAGAUAUUCCAAGAGAGAGUUGCUUGUGUGCAGCUGAAAAUUGAACUUGCGAUGAAUGAAAUUAUGUCUAAGUCGUAAUGCAAAAAGAUCUUAUUAAUUUAUUUAUUGUUUAGCUUAAGCAAUAAUUUUGUCAUAAAUAAUAUAUCAUUAUAUUUUACACAA